GGCAAAUUGGGAGUUGGUGUUAGUGUUGUUGAUUACAGUGUAAGAAAAAAAAGAGAGAGAUGAUUCUAGAGUGGUUCCUCUACGUCUUCUCCCCCAAAUCCUCUCGCUAGGGUUUCAGAUUCUCCCCCUCUCGAUCCAUAAUUCUACCUGAAGAGGCUUACAAUCAAGUGAGCUGAAGCUUCUUCUUAGGGAUUCAACCAAAAGAUUUCAUUGUUUUUGUGGUCUUAUUUGAGAAAGCUGAGGAUGUCAAGCGGUCGAAAUACUCACUGGUGUCACAGAUGCCAACGUGCUGUCCGGCUUCAUGGCCGAGACCCUCUAUGUUCUUAUUGUGGAGGAGGAUUUGUUGAGGAGCUUGACAUGCCUCAAGCCACCCCAUUUGAUAUGUUUAGAUCUCACAGGGAUGUUGUACAACGUGAUCCCACUUUUGACCUCAUGGAUGCUUUCUCCGCCUUCAUGAGGAACCGAGAUAUCAGAGGAAGAGCCGUCACUUCUCGUCCUGAAAGCUUUCCAGGUCUUGCUCCUUUGUUGAUCUUUGGUGGUCAGGUCCCUUAUAGACUCUCUGGAGACAAUCCACUCGAAGCUCUCUUCAACGGUGGCUCACAUGGCAUUGGCAUCACACGUGGUAACAACACUGGCGACUAUUUCUUCGGCCCUGGUCUUGAAGAGUUGUUUGAGCAGCUUUCGACGGGUGCUACUCGACGUGGCCCACCACCUGCUCCGAGAUCUUCAAUAGAUGCAUUGCCAACCAUCAAGAUCGCGCAGAGACAUCUUAGAUCCUCGGACUCAAACUGUCCUGUGUGCAAAGACGAGUUCGAGUUGGGAGCAGAGGCGAAACAGAUGCCAUGUAACCACAUCUAUCAUUCUGACUGUAUCGUCCCGUGGCUGGUUCAGCACAACUCAUGCCCUGUCUGUCGCCAAGAGCUACCUUCAUUAGCUAGAGGAGCUUCGAGCAGUGAAAACAGAAGUACCACAACCAGAAACCACAGAAGUAGUAGUAGUAGUAGUAACAGUCGUGAGAGUAGCAAUGAAAGGAGGAAUCCUUUCUCUUCCUUGUGGCCAUUUCGUUCGUCUGGAUCAAGCUCAAACAGCAACACUCAAAACCGUGGAGGCACGAGAAACUCUGACACAACUGAUGAGAACCAUAACUAUCAUCACCAGCAUCAGCAACAACAGUCACAUAUGGGUUACGGUGGCUGGCCUUUUGAUUACUAA
Eruca vesicaria subsp. sativa (arugula) is the source of this 1212-nucleotide messenger RNA. Lineage: Eukaryota; Viridiplantae; Streptophyta; Magnoliopsida; Brassicales; Brassicaceae. The record is from the annotation of a GenBank genome assembly.